This is a messenger RNA of Apaloderma vittatum (bar-tailed trogon), 1260 nucleotides long. It is a transcript of the gene ATG14, whose product is annotated as autophagy related 14. The transcript has 9 exons. Lineage: Eukaryota; Metazoa; Chordata; Aves; Trogoniformes; Trogonidae. The record is from RefSeq and is a predicted model, not a curated record. Gene Ontology annotation, cellular component: mitochondria-associated endoplasmic reticulum membrane contact site; extrinsic component of omegasome membrane; phosphatidylinositol 3-kinase complex, class III. The annotation marks the transcript as partial. Gene Ontology annotation, biological process: cellular response to starvation; mitophagy; autophagosome assembly.
AGGUUUUCAGACAAGAAAGAAAGGCUGAUGCAUCUUAAAACCAAACAGAGAGAAUUCCAAAAACAUGUUUUGAAGGCCAUGGAAGGGAAGGAGAUAACUGAUCAGCUGAGAUGGAAAAUAAUGUCUUGCAAGAUGAGGAUUGAGCAGCUGAAACAGACCAUUUGCAAAGAAAAUGAUGAAAUCACGAGACAUGCGGAGGGGCUGCUGAGAAUUAAAGAGGAGAACCAGAAGCAUUAUCGCAGGGCUCAGCGGCAUCAGGAGAAGAAAGAGAAGAUCCAGAGGCACAACCGCAAGCUGGGAGACUUGGUAGAGAAAAAAACCUACGACUUGAAAACCCAUUACGAGCAUCUGGCAAACCUUCGUCGGACACAUAUCCUGGAGCUAACAUCAGUCAUAUUUCCCAUUGAAGAAGUCAAGACAAGCAUGAGAGAUCCUGCAGAUGUGUCUUCUGAGAGUGACAAUGCUAUGACCUCUAGCACUGUGAGCAAGCUCGCCGAAGCCAGGAGAACCACUUAUCUCUCUGGGAGAUGGGUGUGCGACGACCACAACGGGGACACCAGCAUCAGUAUCACAGGGCCCUGGAUAACUCUCCCUAAUAACGGAGACUACUCAGCGUAUUACAGUUGGGUGGAAGAGAAGAAGACCACACAAGGACCAGAUAUGGAACAUAAUAACCCCGCUUAUACCAUCAGUGCUGCAUUGUGCUAUGCAACUCAGCUUGUUAACACUUUGUCUCUCAUACUUGAUGUAAAUCUUCCCAAGAAGCUCUGCAACAGUGAGUUCUGCGGAGAGAAUCUCAGCAAACACAGGUUCACACGGGCAGUGAAGAAGCUGAAUGCGAAUAUCCUUCACCUUUGCUUCUCUCAGCAUGUAAAUUUAGAUCUGUUGCACCCACUGCAUACCCUCAGGAACCUUAUGUACCUGGUCAGCCCAGACACUGAGAACUUGGGCAGGUCCGGGCCUUUUGAAAUCAGCGCCGAUCUUGAAGACUCUAUGGAGUUCGUGGAUCCCAGCGCCGCCGGCGAAACGGACGAGAGCGGCGACGAGCACGUCAGCGACGAAGAGACGGACCUCGGGACAGACUGGGAGAACCUGCCGAGCCCCAGGUUCUGCGACAUCCCCUCUCAGCAGGCGGAGAUGCUGCAGAGCCAGAGCACGCAGGUAUCGCAGCCGAUCGCCAGCAGCAGCGCCGGGGGGAUGAUCUCGUCUGCCGCUGCCUCGGUGACCUCCUGGCUGAAGGCAUACACCGGCCACCGCUAA